CACACUCUUUCCUUUUUUUACGCUUCGACUGACAUGGCACCUGCAAGACAACAAGUUGAUAAAGCCACUCUUGAUGAAUACUUGAAAGAAAGAAGACCUGAAGGAGGAACCUAUAAUAUCUGGCAUAAUCGAUGGAAGGGCCUGGAGAGAGAUUGGAGUAAAAAAGGUGUACGUGCGAAGUUUAAGUGCGAUGUUGCUCGUGACUCAGGUGACACUGUUGGUACAAACAAUCGCAACGCGUACUUUUGCCUUUUUUUCGCCAAAGGCAUGUGUGCUCAAGGUGCUCAGUGUUCCAUGUUGCAUCGAAUCCCAAAUGAAAGUGACGAGGUUGAGACGACAAUUGACUGUUUUGGACGCGAUAAAUUUAUGGAAUUUCGACAAGAUAUGGGUGGUGUUGGCUCGUUUAAUACACAAAACAAGACACUUUAUGUCGGCCGGAUUGCGUCGACCGGGAACAUGCGUGAUGUUGUAAUAAAACAUUUUGCCCCGUUUGGUGAAUUGGAGAGAGUUAAGCUGUUACGGCACAGAGGUGUAGCUUUCGUCGCGUAUAAAUCCAGAAACAAUGCAGAAUUCGCAAGAGAGGCAAUGAUGAACCAAGGGUUAGAUAAUAACGAAAUUAUCAAUGUGCGAUGGGCAACUGCAGAGCAAUCUACGAUGAAGGGAGAUGAAGAGAGAGGUGCAGCCGGAAAAGACCAACAAGGAUUUGAUCCUAGACAAUUCUACGAGCGACAAAACGCAGAAUCAGAAUUGCCUGCUGAAUACACCCAAAUCAAACGAGAGGUUGACGAAGACGGUUUUAGAGAAAUGGAAUUGAAGGCCAAGCGUCAAAGAAUCGAGCAACAAACCCAUGAUUAUUAUGCCGAUGCAUCGUCAGCACAGGCGAUAUAUGGUUACACACAGCAGACACAGCAACCACCGCAGCAGUCUAACCCCAAGUCUGCUGGCAUCAUUCCCCAGAACGUAUUAAGCUCACUCAAAACGUUAAAAAGCCCAAAAUCCGAUGCUGCUGCACCGUCAGCAUCACCGUCAUCCGCAGCACAACAGUCAUCGUCAAGUCAGCAACAAGCAGUCAACCCGGGAGGUCUGGGCAAUCUUGCAUCCUAUGGAAGUGAUAGCGAAGACGAAGACUACUAGAUAAAUAAACUCUUUAUGCCGAUGUUUGCAAAAGUGCACGACUAAUAAGAUUAAUUGGGGAUGGACCUCAUGAUGUAACACGCUGGAACAUGUGGUCCAUACAUAAUAAACGAUAUGACACGGAUGUUCAGUGAAGCAGAUGCAUAUGUAUCAUCGUUGUUCUUUCGUAUGAAUCUUGAUUGAG
Molecule: messenger RNA, 1318 nt
Organism: Zychaea mexicana
Lineage: Eukaryota; Fungi; Mucoromycota; Mucoromycetes; Mucorales; Lichtheimiaceae
Exons: 6
Coding region: 34-1134 (366 amino acids)
Cellular component (GO): Prp19 complex; U2-type catalytic step 1 spliceosome; U2-type catalytic step 2 spliceosome
Molecular function (GO): U6 snRNA binding; pre-mRNA binding; metal ion binding
Source: RefSeq, a predicted model, not a curated record